Molecule: messenger RNA, 1001 nt
Organism: Lineus longissimus
Lineage: Eukaryota; Metazoa; Nemertea; Pilidiophora; Heteronemertea; Lineidae
Exons: 2
Coding region: 138-1001 (287 amino acids)
Source: RefSeq, a predicted model, not a curated record
UUUCAUCUCAUUAUCACGUCACUACGUGAUCACUUGAGAUAGUGUACGCCCACUAGCUCCUCACUUGUGACCUUGCUACGCUCCUUGCAAGACGUUCUUUGUUUUACUUCCACUUGUGACCCAUUUCGGAUUUUAUCAUGGAUUCUGAAGUUUUGGACUACAUUGAUGAUGAUGAUGUUCAAGCGGGCCCCUCUAAUAAGGGUGCCACGGAUACUAAGGAUGCCGGGGGACCUUCCCUCGGUGCAAUUCUGCUGGGUAUGUCCCAGACAUUAGAGCGCCUUGAUAAGCGCAUGGGCGAAGCAAAUAUUGUUGAGCAGCCCAAGAAAAGAAAAGUCACACAAGAAGCGCUAGACGCUGGUGCUGACGAUGAUGUUGAAAUGGCCGACGAUGAUGAUGCUGAGGCCCUGCUGGCAGGAUCGUCUGAUGACGAUCACCCUGCCGAAUAUAAUGAGGAAUCUGAGGACGACGAUCCGUUUUCCUCGAUUGCAGAUGAGGUCGUAGAGACCGAGAAGUGUGGCCCUGAGCUAGGGGCGACUCUUGCCAAAAUUAUAAAUAAACGGUUCUGGGAACCGACGGCCCUUGACCUAAUCAAGGAAAAACAGGCAAAUUAUGCAAAACCAAAGAACUGUGAGGCUUUGACGGUCCCACAGGUCAACCCGGAGCUAAGACGCAAACUGUCCAAAGAGUUGAAAAACCAGGACAAAGGGCUCGGGUUUUGCCAAAAAGAUCUGGUGAAAGGGUCUAUUGCAGUUGCUCAAGCAACUCAAGAAAUAUCCAAGCUAAUAAGCAAGGACAAACGGGAGCCGAUCAUUAGAAAGCUCACCGACGCUCUAGCGCUAUUUGGCCAUUCUAAUUAUUCCCUUUCAAUGCGACGGAGGGAAUUGAUCAAACCGGGCCUAAAAGCCAAAUAUGCCGGUUUGACCUCCGAAACGGUCCCUCUCACGAAAAACCUCUUUGGGGACGAGAUAGAAAAGACCUUGAAAAAAAGGAGGCCACCGUAG